This is a messenger RNA of Psammomys obesus (fat sand rat), 2239 nucleotides long. It is a transcript of the gene Lrrc61, whose product is annotated as leucine rich repeat containing 61. Gene Ontology annotation, cellular component: cytoplasm. Gene Ontology annotation, molecular function: protein binding. NCBI's taxonomy places the organism in Eukaryota, Metazoa, Chordata, Mammalia, Rodentia, Muridae. The record is from RefSeq and is a predicted model, not a curated record. Gene Ontology annotation, biological process: outer dynein arm assembly. The coding region runs from base 1073 to 1852 and encodes 259 amino acids. The transcript has 2 exons.
GAAUUGCUUUCUCUAGGGCAGUGGGAGUAUUCGGAGACGGAAAACCCUAGCUCCUGAACGUGUCUGCCCCUCGAGGUAGAAAUCUCCAGGAGGCCUGCGAAUUCAAAGUGAGAGAAAGCCAUUCUCCCCCGUGCCCACUUAACGUGAUUUCUUGAUCCGUUUGCGCUGGCGACGUCCCUGGGUGCGAGGCCUGUGGGAGCACCACCAGGCAGUGCACGUUUGUCUCGGGAAACGUUCUGAGGCGGGUUUCUGAAAAUAUGGGUCAGGUUUCCACGAGGGGCCCUUCUUACAGUCUGCAGUGCCAAGCGGUGAGCAUGACCGCUCCGCGGUGCAGGGCCCGGGGGUCCGCACACCGGCACCAUUUAACGGAUUACAAAAUCUAGGUCACCGCCGCCUGCAGCCAGGCACGGUGAACGUCACCGAGCACGUAUUCGUUCAGGCCCUGUAAGUGCCUUCCCCAGCGCCGCACCGCAAAAGUACUAAAGAAGGGCGGGUUCCAGCUAAGGUCGAGUGGUCUGCGUGGUCUGCGCACCCCCGGGUACCGCGCCCUCCGCAGCGCGUCCCUCGGAAGCAUCCUCCCCUGCGCAGCACCGCUGCCCGCCGUUUCCGGCCGCAGGCAGGUUCCGGAGUCGGCUAGGCCAGCGCCCGAAGCGCGGUUUCGCGGCGCUCUCCCCGUGCUCGCGAGCCCGGAUGGUUCGGGAACCGCCCGCUAUUGGCGGUCACGCCCUCCACACUGCCCUCUGAGAGCAGUCACACACAGGACCGCGCUAACCGGUAACAGUCCCGCGAGGCUGCUGAGGCCGCCGGACGCGGGGCCACUCCGGCUCACGAUCUCAGCAGCUGGGUACACACAGCAACGAGGGUUCUGCUCGUGUGCGAGCUGAUUUGAAAAGAGCGUCUGUAGAGAGAAGAGCGGAAAGAAAGGCUUGCUCUGACCUUACGCGGGACCAAGUUUAUUCCCGGGCCCAAGCCGAAUUGAGGGGGUGCAGCCAGCUGAUCCUCACAGGCACCAGCAUUCCCGCCACUGUGACAGCGCUGCCACCGCCAGGCCACCUGAACCGUCUUCUGCAUCAUGGAGCUUCCUGGAGAGAAGCCAGGAGAGGCCGAGGUGCUGAGCAUCACUCCCCAGCUGCUCAAGUCCCGCUCCGGAGAGUUUGCCCUGGAUUCCAUCCUGCUGCUGAAACUUAGGGGCUUAGGGCUGGUGGACCUGGGUUGUCUGGGGGAAUGCCUGAACAUUGAGUGGCUUGACCUGUCAGGCAAUGCGCUCACCCACCUGGGCCCGCUGGCCUCCCUGCACCAGCUGGCUGUGCUCAACGUCUCCAACAAUCAGCUGACAGGGCUGGAGCCACUGGCAGCCUGUGAGAACCUGCAGACCCUCAAUGCCGCUGGUAACCUGCUGGCCACUCCUAGCCAGCUGCAGUGUCUGGCUGGGCUACAGGGCCUGGAGCACCUGAGGCUCCGGGACCCUUUAGCGCGACUCAGCAAUCCGCUGUGUGGCAGCCCCUCCUACCUGGCUGCCGUCCGAGAGGUGCUGCCUAGCCUCAAAGUCAUAGAUGGGGAACGCGUGAGUGGGCAGGGCAGCGAGCUGUACCAGUUAUUCCGAGACCUGGACAGUUCCUUGCGCCCCAGCUCCAGCCCAGGCCUGGGAGCCAUCGAGGCCCAGCCAUGGGUGGAGCCCAGCUACUGGGAGUCCUGGCCCAUACGGAGCAGCUCCAUUCUGGAGGAGGCCUGCAGGCAGUUCCAAGACACACUGCAGGAAUGCCUUGACCUGGACCGCCAGGCCAGUGACACCUUGGCGCAGGCCCAGCAGGCUCUCGGCCCUGCAGAAAGCACCUCUUCCUUUGUCUUCUGAAUGUGCCUCAUAGCUAGGGCAGUCUCAUCCAGGCCUUACCGCCUGCAUCCCUUUCCUGCCCUAUGCCCUUGCUGCUUUUUUCCCCCCUGGUUACUACCCUGCAAAUUAGGUUGUUCGUUUAUCGCUUUCUUGAGAGCAUCCUAGCUCCUACCCUACAUCUCCCCAAGGACAUUUCCUGCCCUCCUCCCAUACAAGGAGAGACAUGCUUUCUGGGUGGCCUCUAUCAGGUGUAGGAGAUCCCCGCGUUAUCUGGCAAAUAUACUGUGUAGCUGGGGCCGGGGCCAGGGCAUGCAGAGCCUGAGCUCUCUCAGAUGCCCAGCCCAAGGCUUUGUGGGUCAGGUUACUGGCCACCCCCUAGCUCCUUCCUAUUAAAUAGUUCUCUUCUCA